Molecule: messenger RNA, 2409 nt
Organism: Malaclemys terrapin pileata
Lineage: Eukaryota; Metazoa; Chordata; Testudines; Emydidae
Gene: SCRN2
Product: secernin 2
Exons: 9
Coding region: 397-1674 (425 amino acids)
Biological process (GO): proteolysis
Molecular function (GO): cysteine-type exopeptidase activity; dipeptidase activity
Source: RefSeq, a predicted model, not a curated record
GGUAGGGGGGUCAAAUCCCCUUUGGCAGCUGAGCUCUGCCUUCCGCGUGGGACAAGCCUCAGCCACAGGCCUGAACUGCUCGACUGGGCUGAGCUCCUGCGCCCCCGUCACUUCUACCCCUCCGCCGGGGUUUUCUUUCCAGAGCGGUGGAGGAAUAAGCCGCCCUCCUCCUCCUCUGACCACAUGAUCCCCGGGCCCGGGGGGUUCGCCGGAGGGGGUGACCCAGCUAGCAUUGCAAAAUUGGGAGAGGACGUCACCCGUGGCAGGAGAAGUCCCCAGCUGCCCUGAGCGUGGCUGGCCUGUGCCAGGCGCUCACCCGCCCUGUGCCAGCGCAUCACGGUGGCAUUCCCGGCAUCAGCAGGUGGCCUUGGAAUCAGCGCGAGGCACCUGGCUACGAUGGCCGAGCAGAACCGCCCCGCGCCCUCCUCCUGCGACUGCUUCGUCGCUCUCCCUCCAGCCACCGCCUCCCGGGCCGUGAUCUUCGGCAAAAAUUCAGACCGGCCUAGAGAUGAGGUCCAGGAAGUCGUCUAUCUCCCUGCUGCAACCUAUGCCAGGGGGGCAAAACUCAAGUGCACGUACAUAGAGGUUGAGCAGGUAGAGAGGACCCACGCGGUGAUUCUGAGCCGCCCGGCCUGGCUGUGGGGCGCCGAGAUGGGAGCCAAUGAGCAUGGCGUCUGCAUUGGGAACGAAGGGGUGUGGACCAAGGAGCCUGUUGGGGAGGAGGAGGCCCUGCUGGGCAUGGACUUGGUCAGGCUGGGUUUGGAGAGAGGCAGGUCGGCUCAUGAAGCCCUGCAGGCCAUCACGGCUUUGCUGGAGCGCUACGGCCAGGGCGGCAGCUGCAAGGAGGAGCCGACCCCUUUCGUUUAUCACAACACCUUCCUGCUGGCGGACCGCACCGAAGCCUGGGUGCUGGAGACAGCCGGCCGGUACUGGGCAGCCCAGAGGAUCCGAGAAGGGACCCGGAAUAUCUCCAACCAGCUGAGCAUCGGCACGGAGAUCACCGCCGAGCACGCAGGGCUGAGACGCCACGCCCAGAGCCAGGGCUGGUGGAGCGGGGAUGGGGAGUUCAACUUCACCAAGGUCUUCUCUCUGACCCACCAGCCUGUGCGGAUGGAGGCGGCCAAGGCCCGGUACUGCGCUGGCAAGGAGCUACUACAGCAGCACGCAGGCCGCAUCACGGCGGAGACCAUCAUGGCCAUCCUGCGGGACAAGGCCAGUGGGAUCUGCGUGGACUCGGAGGGCUUCCGCACCACGGGGAGCAUGGUGUCCAUCCUCCCCCAGGACCCCGCCUUGCCCUGCGUGCAUUUCUUCACAGCCACGCCCGACCCCUCCAGGUCCAUAUUCAAGCCCUUCAUCUUCGUCGCCAACGUGACUCCGGUCCUACAGGCGAUGUCUCCGAGCUUCGGUGACAAGGACCCCGUCCAGAAGGUCCCUCGAUUUCAGAGCAGAGUUGAUCGGAGACACCAGCUCUACCGGGCACAUCAGGCAGCACUUGAUCUCAUGGAGACUAACCAGGAGCAGGGCCAGAAGCUCCAGCAGACCAUGCAAGAUCUGGAGAGGCAGGGCCUGGAGGCCAUGAAGGAAAUGCUGGCCAGUGGUAUCACGCUGGACCCGGAGGAGCUGGCUGACCUCUUGUUUGACUGUGUGGACACAGAAAUCAAGUUCUACAAAUAAGCCCGAGGCAGAGCCCUGCCUGCCCUACCCUGUCUGGAGGUUGCUCUGUUCGCUUCUCUCCCCUGCUUUCCUUUCAGCGGGGAGCAUUUCAAAGGCACAGGAGAACCUUAAUUCCCGCUGCUGCUGCCGCCCCGUCUGCUCCGCUCCUGAUUCCUAACCUCACAUCCGAUCGCUGCCGUUCUCUCCGGCUGCGUGAACUGGACUGGAAGUGGCUUUGCGCCACCGGGAUUAUUGCUCUGGCAUGGUGCCCUCUCUGGACCCUCCGCCUGGCAUUGCCCAGCCUGUAGCUGCGGACAGCCCUCCUUGGGAACGGGCGGGCGCCUGCCACUCCUUUCCUAGCACGAGUUGUCACUCCCCUGAAGAGUCCAGAGCUCCAGCGGAGGCUUCAGCAGCUUGAACAGGCCUGAGCUCCGUGGGACCGGGAAGGGGAGAGCCUCAGCUAGCUCGAUGGAGCUGAAUUUGGUGGCUGGGUUACCAGGGGGCCCACCUUGCUUCUUCCUAAAAGGAAACACGGCCUAAUGGUUAGAGCACAGGACAGCUGGGCUCGCUGACUCACCUAGGGACCUCGUUCGAGUCACUUUCCCCUUCCGUAGCAGGGGGAUGAUCCCCACCUAUGUGUCCUGUACAGAGCUGGGAUGCUGUGCAGGGCUAGCCCCACCCCCGCCAGGGAGCACAGGACAGAAGCCCACAGGCAGACAGACUGAGGUGGAAUAAAGAGGUUUUAUGUUUCAAUCA